GCCAUAACGACUUGGAAGUCAUCAGUGACCACGCCCGCCAUCCGGGAAGAGAGACAACACGCUCUCGUAUCCACGCCAGUGGUCCCUCGAGCGGGACAAAUCGCUGCCAAGGGCCCAGCUCAUGCUCAGGCUCCGCCGCCGGCUCCGAAGAAAUUUCGUUCGGGUUGGAGUGAAAGAGCUAUUGUCCGUGUUACAUGACAUUGUGCGUACAUCAAGCAUGUGUGCCGAACCUAUGUAUGGUGCUGUCCACCGUGGUGUGCAGCCUUUGUAUUUCGGUGAUCCGGGAGAGGGGAGCAGUGGCGAAGGUUCACAGAGGGAAGAGCAAGAGGAAGAGGAAGAGGAAGGUUCUCAAGAGGGGAACGAUAGUGAGAAUACAAUUAGUGAUCGACAGCGUCGUGGAUGGCAAUCAAAGAAGAUGGGCAGUGGCAAUUUUGCUCCCACCGGUGUCAAGUUGUCUACUGCAAUGGAACAGGUUGACGAAGGAUGUGAAGGUGGGCAAAGUGUCACCACAACACUCACAGCUGUCACAGUGACAGAUAAUGAAUGGUGUGAUGGCAGUGGCGCAAGUGUCUUCCCCGUUGGCGAGAAGGACAAUAUUGGUAGCCCACAAGGCCAUAUGUGGAUGUCUAUGGAUAUUUUGCCAUAUGGGUUGGGAAGCCAAGGACGGCUCAGGGCAUCAUUGGAUGAAACCAUGUAUCUGGCAGAAACGGAACAGCAACCUGAGGCUCACACUCCACUUGAUGAAGAGACACUCAGAGGCGACUUAGAGAUUCCUGCAGAAUUUCAAAGUCCGAUAUCAGAGGAUAAAACACAACGAGGGUCUCAGGAGGCGAGUACUGAAACAGGCUACCAGGAGGAAGCUAUGCUUGCGGAGGAGAUGGAACCGGGCGGCGAGCCUAACAUUCCAUUGGAUGAAGACAUCCCUGGUAGCGACUUCGAUACUGGUACUGGAGGGUCUCAGUAUUUAGCUAUUGUAUUCGAUACUGCUGGGAAGAACGACACUCUUGAGGGGCUUGUGGCGAAAUAAGCAAUUCAAGUGUCGGACAUCGAAGAGGAUGAAGGACAUAUUGUACAGACUAC
Chara braunii is the source of this 1080-nucleotide messenger RNA. Lineage: Eukaryota; Viridiplantae; Streptophyta; Charophyceae; Charales; Characeae. The record is from the annotation of a GenBank genome assembly.